CUUUACCUCGGAGAUAGACAGGAGUUUUUUCCAUCAUUUGUACUUUAAAUUUAAAACGGAGAAGACAUGGAAAGUGUAAGUGAAGCGACAGACUGGGAAAGGUUGCAAGAGGGAUUCAGGUUACUGAAGUGGACGGAAAAUAUAGCGAGGAUUUUAGGUGUAUGGCCUCCAGAUCCAACCUACUAUUUAUUUAACACGCUUCUCAUGUAUGUACAUUUCAUAAUGUUCCUACAACUUAUGUAUCUUUACAAGUCUCUUCACGACUUGGAUCAAUUUCUUAAUGUCAUGUCGGAGUAUACCGUGUUCGUUUAUAUUUACACAUCUAUUUUGAUGCUGAGAGUGAACAAUUGUCAACUUGGUCAAUUAUUGACUCAAAUUCUUGAAGAUUACAAAAUAAGUGCGUUCAAUGAUUCUCAUGAAAUUGAUAUCUUCAUGCAGUUUAUCAAUAGAGCUCGAAUUUUAAUGAAAGGAUUAAUUUUUUACGCUUCUAUGACUGAAUUCCUUUGGUACCUUAAACCAUUGAUUACAUUAUCGGAAAACUUGGUUGAUGAAAACAACAAAACAAACUACGCUUUGCCAUAUGAACUUUGGUGGUUUUAUGAAAUAGAAUCUACAAAAAGUUUUUUUUUUGUAUACUUAUUUCUUCUGCCAGGGCCUGUCCUUGCUGCGGUCGGUAGUAUGUCAGCAGAUUGCUUCCUUAUUUUCCUGGUGUUCUACAUUAGUGGAAGGAUGGCGAUAUUAACGGAAAGAAUCGACGCACUUGAAAGUGACAAAGAAAACACCAGAAGCGAACUCACUAAAGUAAUUGCUGAGCACAGAAAAUUAUUAGAAAUGGGUGAGGAGGUCACAGACGCUUUUAGAGUUAUUUUACUGGUUUAUUUCGUAAGCGCAAAUUUUAUGUUGUGUGUCCUUGGCUAUAAACUGCUAAUAAGUUUCAUGAUUAAUGAUGUGGUUGAAAUAGUACAAUAUACAAUAUAUUUUAUUGAAAUGUACACUAUGUUAGCUAUUUAUUGUAUGAUAAGUGAGCAUUUCACUUCUGAGAGCCUGAAAUGCGGGGAAGCAUUUUACCAAUGUCCUUGGUAUAAUUUCCCUUUAGAUUGCACCAAAGAUAUUAUCUUCAGUAUUGCAAGAUCUCAAAGACCUUUGGGACUUCAAGCUGGUAAAUUUACGACCUUCAGCAGCGUUACAUUAACGGAUGUGUCAAAAACAGCCGCGGGGUAUUUAUCAGUUCUUCGGAACUUUUUGAUUCUUGAUGAAUAA
Molecule: messenger RNA, 1260 nt
Organism: Cotesia congregata
Lineage: Eukaryota; Metazoa; Arthropoda; Insecta; Hymenoptera; Braconidae
Source: the annotation of a GenBank genome assembly